AUUUGGGAUGAGUUAUUUGUUAUCGGCUACGUACAACAAAUAGAAGCUCCCGUGAGCUUUCAGGAUCCGAAGCGAGUGAUGCAACAGGCAGUUUAGCAUCUGCACAUGUUUUAUUUUUUCUUUAAAUCCUGAAACGGAUCAGUGAUCAGUGAUCGUGGAAUAUCGAUGCGAAAGAGACUGUCUCGGAGAGAUACAUCAUUAUUUGUGUUUUGUGGCAUUAACCAUUAGGAAAUAGUCUAUCAUAGUCUGCAAUGGCGCGCUUAGUGAAAAGUUUCGUUUGCUGUUUACUCUUUCUGAUUCCAGUAGUGCGGAGGAUAGAUGCCCAAACGAAUUACUGCGAUACAUCCUUGUGUAAAAACAACCUCCCUCACGUGGCCUGCGGAAAAAGCGACAACUACGGUCCCUUCUGUCCGGUCAAUCGAGAACUGGUGAUUUUGACGGAAGAUGUCAAGAAAUACAUACUGGAUCUGCACAACCAGUUCCGAAGUACGGUGGCACGUGGUGAUGCGCCCGGAUAUGCACCCGCUUCUCGGAUGCCAACGCUGAUAUGGGACGAUGAGCUGCAACGUUUGGCAGAGUACAAUGUAAAAACGUGCAUCUACGGUCACGAUUACUGCCGAAACACACCCGAGUAUCCACUGGUCGGUCAGAACAUUGCGGCUAAUUCGUUCUAUGGCAUGGAAGUGACCCCGUUGGACACGAUGACCGAGCUCUUGUACAGUUGGUACGGCGAAUACGAAAAUGGAAAUAUGGGCUACAUCGACUCCUAUCCGCUUAUUGGUCAAGAUCCACCGAAAGAUAUUGGACAUUUCACGCAGAUUAUGAUGGAUAAGGCUGUAUCGAUCGGAUGUGCCAUGAUUCAGUACACCCAGAACGAACAGGGCCACGAUUGGGUGCAUCAGAAUUACGUUUGCAACUAUUCCAAUUCGAUAGCACGGGGUCAUCCGGUUUACACGAAGGGAGAGACUUGUUCGCAGUGUCAAACAGGUUGCAGCCAGGUAUAUCCGGGUUUGUGUAAUAUUGGCGAGAAGGUCGAGCCAACAAGGACGUAAGCCGGGAUUCCGAGUGCGGAAUCAGUGUGUAAGUGUAGUUCCAGCUGCAUCGAGAAUGGGAAUGCAAACGGAUGUUAACAGACUUAUUCAAAUCAAGUGUAUGCCCUAAGGACAAUGAUAUAAGUUAUUGUAAAUAGUAAACUAUUAAUGAGAAA
Messenger RNA from Wyeomyia smithii (pitcher-plant mosquito), 1207 nucleotides. Its product is annotated as antigen 5 like allergen Cul n 1-like. Lineage: Eukaryota; Metazoa; Arthropoda; Insecta; Diptera; Culicidae. The transcript is spliced from 5 exons. The record is from RefSeq and is a predicted model, not a curated record. The coding region runs from base 252 to 1052 and encodes 266 amino acids.